Molecule: messenger RNA, 315 nt
Organism: Theileria equi strain WA
Lineage: Eukaryota; Apicomplexa; Aconoidasida; Piroplasmida; Theileriidae
Exons: 2
Coding region: 1-315 (104 amino acids)
Source: RefSeq, a predicted model, not a curated record
AUGACAAGUAAGCAGGUAACCUCGGGGGCCUUGGACCUUAUACAAGAAAAGACACAAAUUCCGGCUCUUGCGUCCUUGGGAGGAGCUUAUAUUCACUGUAGCAUAGAGGCAGGUCCAAUAAUACAAAAGAUAGGUGAUGGAUAUUUUGUAAAAAGAGCACCAAAGCCUGCAAAAUCGUAUUUACUGGAGAAGAAGGAUGUGGAAUCUCCCAAGGUCCAAGAGCCUCUCGAUAAUACUCAGGAUAAGGAAGAAGUCCCCAAGGAGGAUGGGUUUAUAGAGAUUAUCGAACGUUACUACAGCGAUGAAGAGAAUUAA